UGCGGAAGCUUCUGCAUUUACCAAGAAGAUGAGCAAGGAGGAGUCGUGUUAUUUACUUGCACAUAAUCACAUUAUGGAACCGUAUUUACCCUUGCGGCUGUGGAGUUUGUGUUUGAUUUUGCUUGUAAUCCAACAAGUGAGAUGUGAGGAAACCGCUAGCAUACUGACUGUGUAUGGGAGGCAAGGAGAGUCAGUGUCUGUCCCCGGCCCUGAGCUGAAGCAGGAUUUCACAGUUGUGAACUGGGAAUUGGAGGGCAAAUCAGAGAAUAAGUCUGCAGUGGAUUAUUUUAUUGGAACCGAGCCUUCAGUUUAUGGCUCAUAUGUAGGUCGUGUGAAAAUGAAUCUGGACAAUGUGUCUUUUGUGCUUGAACAUUUAAAUAAAAGUGACGAAGGCACCUACAUUGUGAAGGUUGACUUAAAAUACAACAGGAGGAUCAAAGUGAAAGUUAUUGACAGACUUUCAGUGCCUACCAUCCUGAGCAGUGGCACAGACACACUCAUCUGCAAAGCUCAAGAAGUCAUCUCAAAGUAUAGCUGGCAGAAAGAAGGGGCAGCAAUUCCAGCUCGGAUUUUACUUUUCUCUGAAAAUGACACGCUGGUCAUUUCUGGAGCCAGGGCUGAUAUUUGUGGGAGGUACACUUGUACAGUGGAAAACCAACUGAGUAGUAAUCAAGGGCACUAUUUCCAUUUGAGAUAUGGAGAGAUCUGGCAUGAGAAGACCUCUCUUUAUUUUGGAAUAGUGGCUGUGCUGUUUGAAGUGCCGUGGCUCUUGACCAUUUGCUUCUCCUGUAUUAACUGGAUCUGUAAAAGAGGUUUCAGUCUGCCACAUGUUUUCUUAAGCUUCAGUGACAUAUGUGGCAACAUCUCCCUUGUGGUAGGAUUGUUUGGAUUUAUCUUCAAGACAUGUGGUGGUGAACACGUUGAAGUAGCAAUGGCUGCGUUGGUUGUGUUAUCUGCCAUUCUCAUUGUAAGGGUACUUUUGUGGUUUUGCCAUAGAAAAAAGAAGAACCACCAGAAAAACGCGUGUCAUGCUGCGUGGGACACUGGUAGCAGACUGGUUGUGUUGGUCGCUAUCUCUGUGUUAACAGGACUUUGCUUGAAAUACUAUACACAAUGUGGUGGAGGCCUCAGUUCGACAGAUUACUUGACAAAUUACAUCCUCUCCCUUCUGGCACUUCUUCUCUGUGUGGCACUUCUUCUUCUCUGUGUUUACCUAUGCAGGAAAAAUAAAGCACGCCAAAGAGGAGACAAGACAUUGCCACCUGAAGAAAUCCAACUGAACUAAAGGUUAUCAGUCACACAGUCUCCACUAGCUGUCACAGCCUGAAUGAGUCAUCUUAAAAGAACAGAUUAAUCCCCACGGUGUGAAUGAAACUGAAGGAAAGGACUGAUCAUUCAAGCUGUCUGCUUGGCUAGUGCAACAAAGAAUUAGGGGAACUGAUCUCAGAGUUACAGGGUUAUGGGUCGACAGGAGGGGAGGGUAGCCAGUGAGAAGGAAUAAGGAAUGCAUUAAAAAAAAGUGGCACUUAUUCUUUCACAGCGGGGUGGAAUCAGUCGGGCAGAAUACCAGAAGAAAAUAAAACUAAGAUGUAGCAGGGCGAAGAGCCCUGUACAGUUUAUUUAUUUAUUUUUAGAAUGGGGUUUCCCCCUCCGCCCUUGUGCAGUUUAUUUU
Messenger RNA from Polyodon spathula (Mississippi paddlefish), 1672 nucleotides. RefSeq lists its product as uncharacterized. The coding region runs from base 29 to 1285 and encodes 418 amino acids. The record is from RefSeq and is a predicted model, not a curated record. The transcript is spliced from 9 exons. NCBI's taxonomy places the organism in Eukaryota, Metazoa, Chordata, Actinopteri, Acipenseriformes, Polyodontidae.